CUGGAGCUGUUUGAAUCCGCCAUCCAGGAGUUCAAAGCGGCGUUACAAGCGGAUGCGACGAAGCUAAGUGUGGCGGAUAGGCGGACGGUGCAGAGCGAGUUGGACGAUGCGGAGCAGCGCGCGCGCGGGAGAAGAGCAAGGGCUGACUGCUAUCCUUUGCUGCAUGAAGGCGUUGACCGGCGCUGCACAACAGCGGAGAUCCGCAAGGCGUACCGGAUACAGUCUCUGAAGCACCACCCGGACAAGAAGUUUCUAAUGGUCACGGAGGCCUACAAUACCUUGUCGGACCCUCUUGAAAGGCUUAGAUAUGAC
Fomitopsis serialis is the source of this 312-nucleotide messenger RNA. RefSeq lists its product as uncharacterized. Lineage: Eukaryota; Fungi; Basidiomycota; Agaricomycetes; Polyporales; Fomitopsidaceae. Gene Ontology annotation, cellular component: endoplasmic reticulum membrane. Gene Ontology annotation, molecular function: Hsp70 protein binding. Gene Ontology annotation, biological process: cellular response to misfolded protein. The annotation marks the transcript as partial. The transcript is spliced from 3 exons. The record is from RefSeq and is a predicted model, not a curated record.